AUGGUUAAACAUGCUUUUGCAAAAUUUGCAACAGACUUUGAAAGGAUUUCUGGUUUAAAAUUUGUAAGUAAUGGGAACCAAUCACCAACCUUUCAAAUGCCUGAUUCUACUUCAAACACUACCCCUACAUCCAACAAAAGAAAAAGACAAAUCUAUGAUUCCGAAAUUUCUCCUGAUGAUAACAAUUAUUCAACAUCAAUACAAUCUAAACAAUACCAUAUUGGAGGUGAUGAUACUUUUUCUUUUGCAUUAAAUAUUGAUAAUGAUUUGAAUUCAAUAACAACUUUAACAUCACCAACACCCCUAGAACCUCAUCAAAUACAAUCAGAAAUAUCUCCUAUUAAUAGUAAUUCAACAUCACUCAAUUAUCAUCCUUUGAAUGUUAAACCUGUUCAUUUUACAUCUCCAAUAAUUCAAAAUAAUAACCUUCUUUCCAAGCAAUUAUUUAAUACAUCAUCAAUGACAACCUAUGAGUCAGUUAUGGAAAUAUUAUCAUUUAUUGUGGAAGCAAAGUUAAACAAAACUCAAUCACAAAGUUUUUUAAAUCUACUUCACAAGUUAUUACCUCCUUGUAAUCUUCCAAAUAAGAUUUAUGAUUUGAUGGAUAUGGUUACAGAUAUUGAGGAUAAGUACUUCAAAGUUUACUUUUGUGAAGAAUGUGAAUCAGUUUCAAAACAUUCUCAAACAAUUUGUAAAUGUGGUGAAAUAUUUGAUAUUAACAAAUUCUUUUAUAUGAUUGAUUUUGAUAAGGAAUUAUCUCUUAAAUUUAAUACACUUUCUUACUAUGAGGCAACCAAAUAUUAUUCUCAUGAAUAUUUGAGAAAGAAGAAAUCUCAUGAUAUUAUGCAAGAAAUUUAUGAUGGGUCUACGUAUCAAAAACAGAUAAGUGCUUUUACAAGAAUUCAUAAUAGUGAAGAAAUUAAUGUUUCCUAUAUUAUUAACAAUGAUGGUGUUGCUGCUCAUAAAUCUAGAACAAAUGAUGAAAAUUUCGAAAAUUAUGUGCAUGAAACUUUCGGAACAAAUUCAAAUAAGAAUAAUCAAUCUAUUGUGAAUAGAAAACCAGCAAUUAGUGUAUUCGAGGAUGAAAAUAUUGAAAAAUCUACCAUUGAGGAACAAUAUUUAUUUGGUGCUGAGGAUGAAGAACCAUCGAUGGAAACUAAUGUAAAUAGAAACUUUGAGAAAAGACCUUCUCAACAAUCCAACAAUCAAUUUUCUUCUCCUUUGAAAAAGAGAAAAUUAGCUUCACAACAAUUAAUUUCUAAUGCUGGUCAUACGGAAGUUGAGGAUGAGGAAGAAGAUUUGGCCAAUUGUUCACUUGUCAUUUCACCACCUCCUUUUGAUGAAGAGGAAACAUCCUCUGCUGCCAAUAACAUGCUCUUUGGAAAUGAUGAAGAAAAUGUGAGUGGACCAAUAUUGGAAGCAGGUCUCUACACUGGACGAUCCAGGGAUAGAAAGAGUAGAAUUAAAAGUAGUUACUAUGAGCCAGGAUCACCACUCAAUACUGGCCUUGAGAAUAAUCCUUCAAUGAUCAUUUCGAGUUCACCACUCUUGAAAUAUACAGUACCAUCGACGGAGAGUGCCAGCAACAACAACAUGCUAAAUGAUAGUAUUACCAAUAGAAGCUCUAUUCUCAAUGAGAGUCUCAGGGAGAGGGACGACAUUAUCGAUCAAUUGAAUAAUGAAGCUGAGGGAGAGAGAAGAAAACUCAAAGAAUACAAGCUUCUCAUCGAAAAACUUCAAUCAGAGAAUGCUCACCUCAAGCAACAAAACUCUUCAAUCAAAAAGAAGAAUGAGGAAAUACUGAUAGAAACAGAAAAGGAAAAUAACACUAGGGAACUUGAAAUUCAAUCUUUGAAAGAGAAAAUUGCCGAACAACAAACCACUAUUAACUUACAAAAUCUUUCCAAGACUCAAAAAGAAUCUAAAUUUACAAGAAAUUGA
Naegleria gruberi is the source of this 1941-nucleotide messenger RNA. RefSeq lists its product as uncharacterized. The coding region runs from base 1 to 1941 and encodes 646 amino acids. The record is from RefSeq and is a predicted model, not a curated record. Lineage: Eukaryota; Heterolobosea; Eutetramitea; Acrasida; Naegleriidae. The transcript has 2 exons.